GCUCGCGCAGGUCACAUGACUGUCUCCGCUACUGUACAGUUUGAAAGGAGCUCGCCCGUCGGCUGCUUUCACCCAUUUUCUUUGUUUUUGUUCGAAGAAAUCGUGGGGAAAGUGGAUUCAAAUGCCAUUUUGUGUCAUGUGGAGACAGUGACGCCGCUGCGCGGGACUUUAGUGGAAAGAAACGCUCGAGAGGAGCGGAGACGCUUGACGUCGUCUGAGGCACCAAAGCAGAGACCGAACAUGAAGAUCGACGUUCCCUAUGAAAAGUUGGCGGACGUCGGGCGCAGGCGGUCGAACUCGGACGGCAAAGCUCAAACGUUCUCCUGUUGCCUGGUGGCGCUGGCCGCCGCCGCCUCUUUGCUGCUCGCCGCCACGGCGCUCUACAACCUGCUAGCGCCCGCCGUGACGCCCGACGUCAGCGGUGACCUGCGACCGGGCCCGAAGGAGUCCUGCUCGGACCCGUGCGAGAUCUCCCUGGUGGAGAGCAUCCCCGAGGGCGUGCGCUUCAACUCCAGCGAGCCGUCUCACGGUUCCAUCUACCGGGCGUGGCUGGGGCUGAUGGUCCAGGCCCGCAGCAGCGUGGACAUCGCCUCUUUCUAUUGGACGCUCACCAACCAAGACACGGGCACCCACGAGCCCACCGCAGAUCAGGGCGAGAACGUCCUGAAGAACCUGGCCGAGCUGUCGGAAUCCUUGUCGGUCCGCAUCGCCGUCAGCGCGCCGCGGGGGAGUCGGCCCGGCGAAGACCUCAGACGGCUCAACGCUUCAGGAGCUGCCGUCAGGCUGGUGAAGAUGAGGCAGCUGACCACAGGGGUGCUCCACACCAAAUUCUGGGUGGUGGACAACAAACACAUUUACAUAGGCAGCGCCAACAUGGACUGGAGAUCCCUCACGCAGGUGAAGGAGUUGGGCGUGGUGGUGUACAACUGCAGCUGCCUGGCAGCAGAUCUGGGCAAGAUCUUCGAGGCGUACUGGUUCCUGGGGGACAGCCAGUCCGUCCCGUCGCCCUGGCCCUCCAGCUUCUCCACCCUCUACAACAAGGACACGCCGCUGCAGCUGACACUCAACAACACGCCGUCCAACGUCUACUUGACCAGUUCUCCUCCGUCCCUGUGCGCUGCCGGCAGGACGUCAGACCUGGAGUCCAUCCUAAGCGUGAUGGAGGACGCUCAGAGUUUCAUCUACAUCGCCGUCAUGAACUACUUGCCCACCAUGGAGUUCACACGUCCUAAAAGGUACUGGGCAGACAUUGACACCCAGCUGCGCCGCGUGGCCUACGAGAAGCGCGUGCGAGUGCGCCUGCUGAUCAGCUGUUGGUCCAGUACGCCCCCCGCCAUGUUCCCCUUUCUCAAGUCGCUGGCGUCGGUCUACGAGCCGAAGAGCAAGCUGGACAUCCAGGUGCGGCUCUUCGUGGUUCCCGCCAGCGCCGAGCAGAAGCAGAUCCCCUUCGCCAGGGUCAACCACAACAAGUACAUGGUGACAGACCAGGUCGCUUAUAUCGGCACGUCCAACUGGUCCGGAGAUUACUUCGUGAACACGGCGGGCUCCGCCCUGGUGGUCAACCAGACGGCGUCCUCGUCCCCGGAGCCCAGCGUCCAAUCGCAACUGAGGGCCGUGUUCGAGAGAGACUGGAACUCCGCCUACAGCUUCCCCCUCACGCGGCACACCGACGCCAAAGACGCCUGUGAGGCCACAUCCUUUCAAACCGCUCCUGCUCCGUCGAAGAACUUCAACACUCGGAACGAUACUCCGGUCUGAACGAUCCAUUUUCGGAGCUUUUCAAGACUUGACACGUCGCCGCGGUGUCACCAUUAUGACAGCCUCCGUCGUAGCUCAUCUCAGGGACAACGGAGAAGUUUUUUGUUUUGUUUUCUGGAGUGUUUUCUUGCUGUGUGUAAAUAAAUUAGAUCACAUUUUAAAAUAA
Molecule: messenger RNA, 1924 nt
Organism: Phyllopteryx taeniolatus (common seadragon)
Lineage: Eukaryota; Metazoa; Chordata; Actinopteri; Syngnathiformes; Syngnathidae
Gene: pld3
Product: phospholipase D family member 3
Exons: 12
Coding region: 16-1758 (580 amino acids)
Molecular function (GO): catalytic activity
Source: RefSeq, a predicted model, not a curated record